Messenger RNA from Leptinotarsa decemlineata (Colorado potato beetle), 541 nucleotides. RefSeq names its product cytochrome c oxidase assembly protein COX16 homolog l(3)neo43 (gene l(3)neo43). The record is from RefSeq and is a predicted model, not a curated record. Gene Ontology annotation, biological process: mitochondrial respiratory chain complex IV assembly. Lineage: Eukaryota; Metazoa; Arthropoda; Insecta; Coleoptera; Chrysomelidae. Gene Ontology annotation, cellular component: mitochondrial inner membrane.
UCGAAGUAACCUGUUUUAAUUUUUAAAUUUUUUGAUAAGAUUUAAAACAAAAUUAUUUAUUUAGUAUUUCAAAUUACAUAUUAUUAAUGGCCCAGUUUUCACAAAAAAUUAAAGCUUUUCUGAAUCAGAGAUCAGUUAAAUAUGGCCUCCCAUUUCUUGUGCUGGUUGUUGGGGGUUCUUUUGGACUGAAGGAGUUCGCCCAGCUUAGGUAUCAAUUUUCAAAAGUAUCAAAAGUGAGGCCCGAAGAAUUCGAAAAAUAUGGUAUUGAAAUGAAAAAACCCGGAGAAGUAACCAUUGAAACAGAAUUCGAAAAAAUGAAAAAACUAGAUAUUGAUAACUGGGAGCAGGUUAGAGGGCCCAGGCCGUGGGAAGAGAAGAAUGAAAAUUAGGAACAAGUUUUUAUCAUUGUAGUAUAGACGUUGUCUUCUGUGAUACAAAAAACAAUUCACUAAUGUAAUCAUUAAAGCAUUAGUGAUUGAAAUUUGUGCCUGUGAUUUAAAAACACCUUGUGGUGUUAAGAAAGUAAAUAUUUUGAAUUGAA